Aphanomyces invadans is the source of this 797-nucleotide messenger RNA. RefSeq lists its product as hypothetical. The transcript is spliced from 3 exons. The record is from RefSeq and is a predicted model, not a curated record. The coding region runs from base 37 to 735 and encodes 232 amino acids. Lineage: Eukaryota; Oomycota; Saprolegniomycetes; Saprolegniales; Verrucalvaceae.
GUACCAACCAAAUCUCGGAAUUCGACCGCCUCCAUCAUGAACUCCUCGAACGUCUUCACAGCGCUGUCCAAGAAAGCUGCCAAGAAGGCGACCCUUUUGCCUGCUCAUGCUGCCCCUGUCCUUCCCAAGCAAAUGUUCUCCGGUCAAGCGACUGCCUCGUGGGGCGACGACGAAGAAGUCGGUGCCGUCACGUCCCUGUCGAUGCCGCUGACUCCUGCCGAAGCCUUGGCUGCCGAAGAAGCGCAAGUUGAGGAGGAAGACGACGACAGCGAAAGCGAAAGCGAAGAAGAAGAGGAGGAAGAAGAACCAGUGACCAAGCCCGUGGUUGCAAAAGUCGUUGCCAAGUCUGUAGCCGCCCCUGUCCUGUCCAAGAAGGAACAAAAGCAAAAGGAACUUGAAGAAUUGGACUCCGUCUUGGCCGAAUUGGGCAUCGCUACGGCCACCCCCGCACAAACAGCCGAAGCUGGCUCGUCAGACAAGAAGUCCAAGAAGAAGAAGAAGGCUAAGGCGGCUCCUGGUGCGGCUGCCCCCGCGCCUGCUACUCCCGAAGUUGAAGCCGAGGCACCUCCUGCCCCCACUGUCAUCGUCGACAUCAAGGCGGUGCUGGCCAAGAAGGCCAAGGGCAAGAAGAAGGAAGAAUCGUUGGGUGUGAAGAAGGCCCGCGAAGAAGAAGCGAAGAAGAAGGCAGCGGCCAAAACCAAGCGUGACCGCUCCACCUUCAACGAGUUCUCGUAGACAAAAAACCAAUGUAGUUCAUCUUGAAUCGGAUUGGAAAAUAGACCCACCACCCAGUUCGA